Dracunculus medinensis (Guinea worm) is the source of this 504-nucleotide messenger RNA. The record is from the annotation of a GenBank genome assembly. NCBI's taxonomy places the organism in Eukaryota, Metazoa, Nematoda, Chromadorea, Rhabditida, Dracunculidae.
AUGGCAUCGAUUGAUCUGUUUUGCGCUUAUGCAGUUAUGCAGACAAUUCUCUACUUGUUAGAAAUAUUAUAUAUUACAGUCCGUGGUGCAACCACUGGCAAAGGUUUCUUUCUGAGAAUACUUGGAGAAUAUUUUCAUAGGACUGAACCUAUUUUAUUGGAAAUUGAUCAAAACGAUAUCGUUUUCUUCAUUGAUAACGAUAAAACAAUACAAGCGAUAUCGCGACGAAUACGCGACGACGAUCGUGGCACACCUUGUCCAGUGAUCAUAAUUUCGAAAAAGGCGCCAGUAGGCUUCAGUGCUUUUGGCCAAGCUAAAAACGAUUUGCUAAAGUGGGUUUUAAAUGACUGUUAUAAUGCUGAAACUCGUAUUCUUAACUUGAGUAAUUUUUCGCUCGGAGACCAAUAUCGCCCAAUAACUAAUGCUUCUAGUGAACGUUCAGUUUUAGGCAUUUCACCAAAUUUUUAUCAGCUUUCAUCAUUCCUACAUUAUUUUUACGCAUAA